Grammomys surdaster is the source of this 453-nucleotide messenger RNA. RefSeq names its product RING finger and transmembrane domain-containing protein 2. Gene Ontology annotation, biological process: positive regulation of ERAD pathway. NCBI's taxonomy places the organism in Eukaryota, Metazoa, Chordata, Mammalia, Rodentia, Muridae. The annotation marks the transcript as partial. The transcript is spliced from 4 exons. The record is from RefSeq and is a predicted model, not a curated record. Gene Ontology annotation, molecular function: ubiquitin protein ligase activity.
GGAAAGUUUUAUCUGGUCAUCGAGGAGCUGAGCCAGCUGUUCAGGUCGCUUGUUCCCAUCCAGCUGUGGUACAAGUACAUCAUGGGGGACGACUCCUCCAACAGCUACUUCCUGGGCGGGGUCCUGAUCAUUCUCUACAGCCUCUGCAAGUCGUUUGACAUCUGCGGUCGCGUGGGUGGACUCAGGAAAGCACUGAAACUCCUUUGCACCUCCCAGAAUUACGGGGUCCGAGCCACGGGGCAGCAGUGUACGGAGGCUGGCGCUGUCUGCGCCAUCUGCCAGGCUGAGUUCCGAGAUCCCAUGAUUCUCCUGUGCCAGCACGUGUUCUGUGAGGAGUGCCUCUGCCUGUGGCUGGACAGGGAGCGCACCUGCCCGCUCUGCCGCUCGGUUGCCGUGGAUACCCUGCGUUGCUGGAAGGAUGGGGCCACGUCUGCACACUUGCAGGUGUACUAA